Messenger RNA from Scatophagus argus, 2284 nucleotides. RefSeq lists its product as uncharacterized. The record is from RefSeq and is a predicted model, not a curated record. Bases 295 to 1410 code for a protein of 371 amino acids. Lineage: Eukaryota; Metazoa; Chordata; Actinopteri; Scatophagidae. Gene Ontology annotation, molecular function: GTP binding. The transcript has 2 exons.
UUGUGAAAUGCGUUUUAGGAGCCGUGUUUGUCGAGACAUAACAGAAGAAACGUGAGUACCCGCCUGUGCGUGUUUUCCGUCUUUGUGCGGUUUGAGACGAGCAGAGACGGCAGCUGCAUAAGGGCGCUGCCGCUUCUUGGAAACUGGUUGGCACAGUCGCAUUUACAUCAACUGGCCGCUAUCAGUACAGACACAGCACGCACGAUAAACAACAGACAGCCGUUCAGUCGUGAGAAGGAGGAUGUAAGAAUUCGGUUUAAGGAGGGAUAGCUUUUGGAUAACUUGUGAGCUCUCAUGUCAACAAGUACAGAGGAUACACUCAGUGCACACGCUGCUUUACAUGUGGACAAAGUACGCUAUGCCAUUUUAACAGUCAUGUAUGCACUGCUGUGCGUCCCGUGCCGAGCAGAGCUGAGGCUGGUGGUGCUGGGCCGGGCGGGGGCAGGAAAGAGAUCAGCAGUCUGCACCAUCCUGGGCCUGCAAGACUGCCAGCAGGGCACAGACACCGCCCUCAUCCAGGAGUGCAGCAAACAUAAAGGAGAAGCUGCAGGCAGACAGGUGGUGGUAGUCUCCAGUCCCGCCUGGUUUGGCUCAGGCUGCGACCCAAAGGAAAGAAGAAGACUCAUAUCCUCCUUUAUCGCUUUAUCCAGCCCUGGACCACAUGCCUUCCUGCUGUGUGUCCCCGUGAACCAACCAGCUGACGGAGAGACCAAGGCCCUGGAUGUCUUGACGGAGCUGUUUGGCCCCUCUGCAGUCAGUACGAACACCAUCAUACUCUUCACCCACACAGAGGAGCUGGAGGAGGACGAGUCAUUGGAGGAAUACCUUGCCACAUGGCGCAAGGACCUUCAGGAGCUGGUGAAAAGAUGUGGUGACCGCUACCACACCCUGGAAACCCGAAAUGGAGAACCAGCAGAGAGGAAGGCUGUUGAGGAGCUGCUGGAGAAGGUGGAGAGCGGGACACAACACUUUAGCUGUCCCCUGUACCAGGAGGCUGAGGAAAGGGUGAGAGAGAGGCAGGUAGAGAUAGCCAGACAGAAGAGAGGAAAGGAGUUCAACGAUCAGGUGUCCCCGGAAGACUCGCCACCACAGGAGACUGUGACGGAAGAGGAAAUGGAAGCAGUCCGAGAAGAGGCAGAGAGGAGCGUCGAUGACCUCAAUGUGGAUGUAGAUAACAUUUUCCCCUGUGACAGUGUCUCACCUCCAUCCUCUGCUUCCUCUUUUCUCUGGGGCUUGUGGGAGAAGGUGACAGGCUGGGUGAGGUGGCUGCCCACUCUCGUGAGAAGGGAGGCCCUGCUGGGAGCACUGGUCGGCCUGUUUGUGGGAGGGCCCUUUGGAGGUAUGAUGGGGGCCACUGUGGGAUCGGUGGCUACUGAGGUGCAGAGAAGAAAAAAGCAGAAAACAAAUUAAGAGAAAAUCUCCUAUUGAUGUAUCACGCCUUAAGUUGCACUUUAAAGUCAUUUCACUGCGUUCAGCACACAAUUGUAUUACUGAGCUAUUUGCUUACCCACUACAACUUGUAUGUAGGCUUUACCACUGAGCACAAGUGCUUGUUUUCUAUUUCAGAAUGGGCACCACUCUCUAAUGAAUCAUACUAUAUUAUUUAAUAGCUUUAGUAGUGAUUAUUUCACAAAUCAGUAACAACUAUCGGGUUGCCAUGUUUGAAAAGUCCCUUUGGCAGGUGUUUCUCUAAUACAGUUAAGGUUUUUUAGCUAGCUUAGUAAUUCAUCUUAGUGGUUUAACUUACUCAGUUACUGAACAAGUUAUCAAUGUUAAACAUUAAUUCAGUCAUGUUCCGCUGCAAUACACCAUUAAGACUGCAGACGUAAACCUGCAACAGCUGAUUUUUCCCAUUUAAACAUAAAGCAGAAUUGUACCAACGUGAGCAUUUGUGGUUGUGUUUCUGCCCACCUAAUUAACAUAUGUCCAGUAUUCAUUCACUGCUCAGCUCCACCAACACCCUGAGGGAAAUAUCUGACUCACCGGUGACGGUGAACCAAAACAAUGAGCUGAAAAACACACCAACAUGGAUUAUUACUGAUCAAUAAAGAAACAGUGCAUUAAUUAUUAACCAUUCAAAUCUUAUCAGUAUCAACUUUUACACCCCUUUAAGAAAGUGGCAAUGCAGAUGGGAAAAUAACACUUUUAUAAAGAAGCAAUACUGAGAAGCGUCCACAUGGUGGAGACAUUGACCUUUAUAUUGUUGAGUUUGAAAGUCUGAGGUGAACUGAGCGAUAUUUAUUUACUGCUUACCAUCCAAAUAAAAGCUGCUGUUUUAAGUACA